Messenger RNA from Chiloscyllium plagiosum (whitespotted bambooshark), 2600 nucleotides. NCBI's taxonomy places the organism in Eukaryota, Metazoa, Chordata, Chondrichthyes, Orectolobiformes, Hemiscylliidae. The record is from RefSeq and is a predicted model, not a curated record.
GCAUGCAAGAUAUCCAUCUGACUGUUCUUAAAAGGGAUAGUUCAAAGCCACCAGUACACCGCAACUCUUGCCAGUCCAUGCUGGACCCUGUGGUCAGUGAUGACUCUGAUUUGCCGACAAAUCCUAAAGAUGCGGAAGCGCUGAAAGAUAAAGACUUCAGAAGACUUACUGCAGCUCAUGAAAGUAAUGUCCUCUCACUUGAGCCAACUUACAGAGCUCGUUUAAUGUUAAAGAGGGAAGGAGAAGAUCUUAUCCAGAACAGUGCAGCACCCUUGAUGCUGUCUAAUUCGACAGUGUGUUUCCAUCAGACGGUUUCUCAAGCUGCAGAAUCCAACAGACAACCCAAAGGAGAGUAUGAUACCUUGAAAGAACAGCCAUCAUUCCUUUCCCCAUCUACAGUGCCAUGCCAAUCAACUAUUAAUGCUACAGGACAAUUAGAUGGUUCUGAAAGUACUAAGCAUUGUGUUUUAGGUCAGAUUUGUACUGUGGCAUCAUUUGCCAAAUCGGCCAAUUUCGAUGGGACCCCAAAUGAGAUGAUGGAUACACUCAAUUUGUCAGAGCAACUGGUGUCUACUGAACAAUUCAUAGAUAAAUUAAACCCAGACCAUCAGUGUACUGAUGUAUCAGAGAGUAAGUGUGAUGUGUUAGUGAUCAAAGCGGGUAAUGCUAAGCCGGGACCAAUGUGCAAUGGGAAUCUUGUUACCGAUGAAAAUAAAUCUUUCAAGAAAUGUUUCGUUCAAACAAAGGAAACCUGUGGGAAUAUUGCUGGUCAUGCUGAUUGUGGGGACCAGAAGCCACCAAGUGAACCAGGUACCAACCCUGCAGUGAUCAAAAUAACCGAUCUGAGAGCAAAAGAGGAUGAUUUGAAUGAUCCCGAUCAUGAAAGGGUUCCAGCUAACAACUUUUCUUUGGUGCAGCCUGCAGAAAGCAAAGAAGUAGAACUCUACCGUGAUAAGAAUUCCAGCAAGCACUUAAUUCACAGUUUGGAGCCUAGGACUAAUCAAAAUAAUUUAGUUCAGUGUCCUAAUCGAACACCAAGUUUGCCAAAUAUGCAAGAUUCAGACUUGACAGACAUUACAUUACUGGGGCUGCAAGAAAUUACGAGAAAGAGCACUGAUACUAUUAAUAAUGCUGAUUUAAUACCCUCACCAUUUUUGUAUGUUAAUGUGAAUAAAGGGACGCAGAUGACAGGGUCUGAUAAGUUCAUAUCAAAGGCAGAUCUUGCUGUCAGACCAAAGUCUUCCAGUUUUCUUAAAAGGGCUCUGUCCAGUCACCAGUGUGAUAAGCAGAAGCCAAGGAAACAAGUAAGUGUUGGUACUGACUCCACUGUUUGUGUUGGCAAUGAGUCUUGGUCCACUACAGUGGCCUCCAAGGACAAUAAAGAUGAAGAUGAGGACAUAAGUGAUCAUACUAGUUUCGGCAGCACCUCAAGUUUGCAAUCUCAUCAUAAUCUUUCAAUAGAAACCUCUUCCAGUACUAAUUCGCAGACCUAUUGUUCCCCAGAUCACACUCAUCACAACCACCAAAAUUCAUAUCGAUCAUCCAAUUCCAGAGCUGUAUCAGACUCCUUCUUGAAAGUUGUGCAUUGUCUAAUAGAAAACCAGAGGCAGCAUGAAGAGCAAGCUGUGACCGAUUGCUCCCUGCAAACGCAUAUCACGAUGCUUAGUGCAAAUGGAGGAGCAGAUGUGGUCUUGAGCAGAACAUCCAGAGGAAGUACUAGCAAUCAGGGAAGAACAUUAACCACUUCAAAGUCAGAUCUAGAGGCCAAAGAAGGGCAGAUCCCAAAUGAGUCAAACUUUAUAGAGUUCAUUUCCUUGCUGGAAUCAAUUAAUAGUUCAAGAAUUAAUGCAGCAAGCUGGACAGGUGAUUGUCGAGAGGAGGGUGCCAUGGGUGGAGGUAUGAUAUUUUACCAUGUUAGGAUGUGUUUGACUGGUUUUGUAAAUUAAAACUACUUGCUAAUAUGUUUUUUUUUUAAUGUUGUUUCCACAUUAGCAUAGUGGAAAAUUCAAUUGUAUUUUAUUGAAAGGUUUACAUUUGUCUACAAAAUCUUACUUUCUGCUUUUUUUUGUCACACUUUUAUGUUAACGUUUCCAUUGUGAAUUCCUAUUUCUGCAUUUGCAAUGGAAACUGCCCAUCCCCUUCUAAUCAGGCCACUGGCUGGUGCUGUGAUUUUUGCAGAAAUCAUUCAAUGUGCUUGAUAGAAAUGUCAAAUGACUGAAAUUUCUAAAGUUUCAAUUAAGAAUUUGAAUGAAAUUCUAAUAACGCUUUCCAUGAUAAUGUUGAUUAAACGCAUCCAUAGAAUGAUAUUUUAAUUUGUUUACUUAUUUGUUCAAAGACUCAAAAUUUCCAAAACCCUGUGUUUGCAGUUAUUAUUUUUAUACAAAGCUGGGUUACUUUUAGCUGAAUUCAGGUGUUGCAAUUUAAGAAUGUGCCACUUACUGUAUUUCCCAACCUGUAUCAAUACCAGUUAGCUGGACUACUAAUCUAAUGUUUUUCUGCUUAUCAAAACCUUUGUUUUUGAUCAGCACAUUCGAAGAAUAGCAGAGGCAGAUUUCAAUUUAUUCAGUUAACCUCUUUCUUUAAAAAAUGUCAACCUUUGG